AUGGGGCUGAGAGUGGCCAGCCUUGUUUUCCUUUGGCUGGCCCUUUCCUCUGCUAAUGAAAUAAAAAAAGGAAGAACAAGAAACCAUGGCCACUAUGUCUGCAGCACCUGGGGAAACAACCACUUCAAAACUUUUGAUGGAGACACCUACCAAUUCCCUGGCAUUUGCGAGUACAAUUUUGUUUCUGACUGCCGAGACUCGUACAAGGAGUUCUCUGUCCACAUCCAGCGUGCUCUGGACAGCAACAACCACCCUGAGAUCCAGUACAUCCUGUUAAAAAUCAAGGACAUCACGGUGUACCUCAAACCAAAACUGGUUGUGGUGGAUGGCCGGAUUGUGAAGACACCUUACUACACCUCUGGUAUGCUCAUUGAGACCAAUGACAUUUACACCAAGGUUUAUGCCAAAUUAGGCCUGAUUCUGAUAUGGAAUCAGCAGGAUGCACUAAUGGUGGAGCUGGACAACAAAUUUAAUAACCAUACCUGUGGUCUCUGUGGGGAUUACAAUGGAAUUCAGAUCUACAAUGAGUUCAUCAAUGGAGAUGUGAGCUACAAUUCAAUUACAUACGGGAAUUUGCAGAAGAUCAGCAAACCCAAUGCUAAAUGUGAAGAUCCAGAUGAAACUCAGGCUCUUCCAAGCUGUAACGGGCAUCGUGAGGAGUGUGAGAGGCUGCUGACUUCCCCUGCAUUUGCUGAUUGUCGGUUGCGCCUUAAUUUGGAAAUGUACAUCCAAGCCUGCAUGCAGGACAAGUGUGCAUGCAAUGGCAAAGAGGACUCCUUCUGCCUCUGCAGCACCAUCUCUGAGUACUCUCGCCAGUGUUCGCACGCGGGCGGCCGGCCGGGCGAAUGGAGGACACAGCAGUUCUGCCCCAAGACCUGUCCUGCUACCAUGGUCUAUAGAGAAAGCAGCUCACCCUGCAUGGAUACUUGCUCACACUUGGAGAUCAGCAGCCUCUGUGAGGAACACUACAUGGAUGGUUGUUUCUGCCCUGAAGGAACUGUGUAUGAUGAUCUUACUGCAAAAGGCUGUAUACCUGUUAGCCAAUGCCACUGCAAACUCCAGGGAAAGAACUAUGCACCUGGAGAACACAUUACCAAUGAAUGUGAAGAAUGCACCUGUAAUUCAGGCAGAUGGACCUGCAAAGAUUUACCCUGUCCAGGCACAUGUUCAGUGGAAGGAGGUUCCCAUAUUACCACCUUUGAUGGGAAGAAAUACACUUUCCAUGGAGACUGUUACUACGUGUUGGCCAGGGCCACUGGAAAUGACAGUUAUGCUCUCCUGGCAGAGCUGGCUCCCUGUGGCUCCACAGACAGGCAAACCUGCUUGAAGUCUGUUGUGCUGUUAGUAGAUCACCAAAAAAAUGUGGUGGCUUUCAGGUCAGAUGGCAGUGUGCUACUGAAUGACAUGACAGUGAACGUGCCUCAUGUGUCAGCCAGCUUCUCAGUAUUCAAGCCAUCUUCCAACUACCUUAUCGUACAAACUUCUUUUGGGCUUCAGCUGCAGAUCCAGCUGUUUAGUGUCAUGCAGUUGUUUGUGACUAUGGAUCAGUCAGUUCAAGGGAAACUUCAAGGUCUUUGCGGAAACUUUAAUGGAAAGGAAGGUGAUGACUUUAAAACAUCCAGUGGGCUGGUAGAAGCUACAGGAUCUGCCUUUGCUAACACAUGGAAAGCUCAGGCCACCUGUACAGACCAGGCAGAAAAGCUGGAAGACCCUUGCAGUCUGAGCAUUGAAAGUGCAAAUUAUGCUGAGCAUUGGUGUUCUUUGCUGAAAGACUCAGAAGGUCCUUUUGCAAGAUGUCACUCAGUCAUUGAUCCUUCAGAGUACUACAGGAAAUGUAAAUAUGACACCUGCCUCUGUGAAGACAACGAAGAAUGCUUGUGUGCUGCCCUGUCCUCUUACUCAAGAGCCUGUGCUUUCAAAGGGAUCAUACUGGGAGGCUGGAGAGAAAGUGUCUGCAGUAGUGAAGUGUCUGCUUGCACAGGAAAUCAAGUCUUUCUUUACAACCUCACAAAGUGCCAGCAAACCUGCCGCUCCCUUGUUGAAGGUGAAAAGCAUUGCUUGCAAGACUUUGCUCCUGUGGAUGGCUGUGGCUGUCCACAUAACACAUACUUGGAUAACCAGGGUAACUGUGUGCCCAUCUCUGAGUGCCCAUGCUAUUACAAGGGAUCAUACCUGGAACCUGGGGAAUAUGUCACCAGAGAUGGAGAACGUUGUGUUUGCCGAAAUGCAAAGGUCCAGUGUACUUCAGUGAAAUUAAGAAUGAAAGGUGCAACAGAAUGUUCUUCUAACAAGACAUACUUUGACUGCAAUGCAUCCUCCAAGUGGACUUCACAAACACCUGUACAACUUAGCUGUCAUACUCCUCAAUUUGAUCAUUUCCAGACAGAGUGUGUCUCUGGCUGUGUGUGUCCUGAAGGCCUGUAUGAUGAUGGGAAAGGGGGCUGUGUGGAACAGAAGGACUGCCCAUGCACUCAUAACAAUGAGUGGUAUUCUACUGGAGCAAAGAUAAAAGUGGACUGCAACACCUGUACCUGCCAAAAAGGAGCUUGGAGCUGCACUGAAAACGUGUGCUAUGGGACUUGUACAAUAUAUGGAAGUGGCCACUACAUCACCUUUGAUGGAAAAUUCUAUGACUUUGAUGGAAGCUGUGAAUAUGUGGCCACUCAGGAUUUUUGUGGUGACAAAAGUCCCAGCAGCUCAUUCAGUAUCAUCACAGAGAAUGUCCCCUGUGGAACUACAGGAGUCACCUGCUCAAAGGCUAUCAAAAUGUUUCUAGGAAAAACUGAACUGAAAUUGGAGAACAAAGAAUACAAAGAAAUUCAGCGUGAUAUUGGUGGUGACGUGCAUUAUUGGAACAGGACUGUUGGCCUCUACCUUGUUAUUGAGGCUAGCAAUGGUGUGAUGCUUAUCUGGGAUAAGAAGACUACAGUUUUCAUCAAGCUGACCCCUAAUUACAAG
This is a messenger RNA of Acanthisitta chloris (rifleman), 2958 nucleotides long. Its product is annotated as mucin-2-like. The transcript is spliced from 22 exons. The record is from RefSeq and is a predicted model, not a curated record. Gene Ontology annotation, cellular component: extracellular matrix. The annotation marks the transcript as partial. NCBI's taxonomy places the organism in Eukaryota, Metazoa, Chordata, Aves, Passeriformes, Acanthisittidae. Gene Ontology annotation, molecular function: protein binding.